AUGACAGAUGUUCAAAAGGUAUCAAUUUUGGGGCGUGAAAGUAUCCAUGUAGGAUAUGAGCUCCAAGACCAUAUGGUCGAAGAAAUUAUUGUCCAUAAGGCAUCUUCAACAUAUGUGUUUAUUACUGACGCCCAUAUACAAAAGACUGAACCAUUUAAGAACUUAGUUGCAAAGUUCGAGAAGAAAUUGCAGUUGAAGAGACCUGAGUCAAGAAUACUAACAUAUUUUAUUCUGCCAGGUGAAGAUAAUAAGAACAGAAAGACUAAGGCCGAGGUGGAAGAUUUCUUAUUGCUGAAGGGUUGCACUAGAGACACUGUCAUAAUAGCUGUAGGAGGAGGGGUUAUAGGUGACAUGAUUGGGUUUGUGGCUGCUACAUUCAUGAGAGGAGUGCGAGUUAUCCAAGUUCCUACAAGUCUUUUAGCAAUGGUUGAUUCUUCUAUCGGAGGAAAGACAGCAAUAGAUACACCAAUGGGUAAAAACUUUAUUGGGGCAUUUCACCAGCCAGAAUAUGUCUUCGUAGAUAUUUCUUUCUUGGAAACGUUACCUACUAGACAAUUUAUUAAUGGAAUGGCCGAGGUUGUGAAAACAGCAGCAAUUUGGAAUGAAGAGGAGUUUAGCAGAUUAGAAAAUUUUUCAAAAAUUUUUUCAUCUGUAGUUAAUUCAAGCUCUUUAGAUAUAUCACUGAUCAAAGAUGAUAUUGUGAAAACUGUUUUGGAGUCAAUCAGAGUGAAAGCUUCUGUUGUCUCUUCAGAUGAAAAGGAAUCUGGAUUAAGAAACUUACUCAACUUUGGUCAUACUAUUGGACAUGCCAUUGAAGCUAUACUAACACCAGAAGCAUUACAUGGUGAAUGUGUAUCUAUUGGUAUGAUUAAGGAAGCAGAAUUGGCAAGAUACCUUGGUGUCUUGGCUCCCGAUGCAGUUGCUAGAUUAUCAAAGUGCCUUACCGCAUACGGUCUACCUGUCUCAAUAGAUGAUCCAGCAUUUUUAAAAAAGGUUGGAAGGAAGCGUCGUAAUGUAAAGUUACCAGUUUUAUUAGAUAAAAUGUCAAUUGAUAAAAAGAACGAUGGAAGUAAAAUCAGAUGCGUCAUAUUGGAAUGCAUAGGCAAGUGCUAUCAGCUUAAGGCACAUCAAGUCUCUAAGCAAGAUUUAGGAUUUGUCUUAACUGAUGAAGUUUUGGUUCACCCUUUUGAUCCAAACUCAACACCAACCACGAACGUCGUUAUUCCUCCCGGUUCGAAAUCAAUCUCAAAUAGGGCCUUGGUAAUGGCGGCUUUGGGAACGGGCACUGUUAGAAUAACUAAUCUAUUACAUUCUGCAGAUACAAAACAUAUGCUUGAUGCUAUUUCCGCUUUAAAGGGUGCUUCAGUAUCCACUGAGGAUAAUGGAGCAACAAUUGUUGUUUCUGGUAAUGGUGGAAAAUUGCAGACAUGUGAUGAAGAAUUGUAUCUUGGUAAUGCUGGAACAGCAUCAAGAUUUUUAACCACGGUCGUAUCGUUAGUUGAAAAAAAUCCCAAAUCAAAGGACUAUGUUGUGCUAACUGGUAAUGCAAGGAUGCAAGAAAGGCCAAUUGGCCCAUUAGUAGAUGCAUUAAGAUAUAAUGGUUUGCAUAUUGAUUAUCUUAAGUCUGAUGGCUCUUUGCCUUUGAAGGUUGAAGCUGGAAGAGGUCUCAACGGAGGUAGAAUAGAGCUUGCUGCCACCGUUUCCUCGCAAUAUGUCUCUUCGAUUCUUAUGUGUGCACCAUAUGCCAAGAACCCCGUCACUCUUUCCUUGGUAGGAGGAAAACCGAUUUCACAGCUUUAUAUCGAUAUGACAAUUGCAAUGAUGAAAUCCUUUGGAAUUGAGGUUGAGAAAUCUACAACAGAAGAACACACUUAUCGUAUUCCAAAGGGUAGUUACACCAACCCGUCUGAAUAUAUUAUUGAAUCUGAUGCAUCUUCAGCAACUUAUCCAUUAGCCUUCGCUGCUAUGACAGGUACAUCGUGUACUGUUCCAAGUAUAGGAUCAUCCUCUUUACAAGGUGAUGCACGGUUUGCGAUUGAUGUGUUAGAACCAAUGGGCUGUAAAGUGGUUCAGACAGCCACUUCCACAACUGUGAAUGGUCCCCCGAUGGGGCAAUUAAAACCAUUACCUCAUGUAGAUAUGGAGCCAAUGACUGAUGCGUUUUUGACCGCUGCGGUUGUUGCAGCUGUAGCAGAUAGCUCGCAGUCGACAUCAAUUACUGGAAUCGCAAACCAAAGAGUAAAAGAGUGUAAUCGUAUUGCUGCUAUGGUGACAGAAUUGUCAAAAUUUGGUGUUUUAGCUAACGAGUUACCUGAUGGUAUUGAAAUUCACGGGAUUUCUUAUAAGAAUUUAGUCACUCCGUCCAUCAAAGAUAGAGGAAUUGAUUCUUAUGAUGAUCACAGAGUUGCAAUGUCACUUUCUUUGUUGGCAGGUUUAUGUAAGCAGCCUGUCUUGAUUAGAGAAAGAUCAACAACUGGUAAAACUUGGCCCGGAUGGUGGGACAUUUUGCAUUCAAAAUUCAAUGUCACACUUGACGGCUAUGAACCACCUGAAGAAGUGAAAGACCCUCAUGGCGAUAGAAGUAUCAUUGUUAUCGGUAUGCGCGCAGCAGGCAAGACUACAUUGUCUAAAUGGAUGGCUGCAUUCCUUGAAUAUGAAUUUUUCGAUCUUGAUGAACUUCUUGAAGAGAAGAUCAACAUGAGUAUAAAGGACCUCAUCAAAGAAAAGGGCUGGGAAACAUUUCGUGAAUACGAGAGCGAGAUUGCAAAGGAAGCAUUUCAAAAGUAUGGUAGAAGGUAUAUUCUUUCAACUGGGGGAGGAAUCGUCGAGACAGAACACUCUAGGCAAUUGCUCAAAGACUAUGUCAAGAGUGGGGGUAUUGUUUUACAUCUUCACAGAGACUUAGACGAAACCGUUGCAUUCUUAUCAUCGGAUGCUUCUCGUCCAGCAUAUUUUGAUGAAAUCAUGGAUGUUUGGAAGAGGAGAGAGAAGUGGUAUCACGAAUGUUCUAAUUAUCACUUUUAUUCUUCCCACUGUUCUGAUGAAAAAGAGUUUCAAAUUUUGAGAUCAACAUUUAUACGCUUCUUAAAGACAAUCACUGGUAUCACCAAGUUUGAAGUUCCCAGUAGAAGUGCUUUCAUUAGCUUAACUUAUCAGGACUUAGCUGAUGCAGUUGAUGUUCUAGAAGAGGUAGCUAUAGGUUGUAAUGCAGUUGAGUUGAGGGUGGAUCUCUUGAAAGACUAUAGUAAGACUUUUGUUGCAGGACAAGUUUCUCUUUUAAGGAAGUAUAUUGAUCUUCCUAUAGUAUUUACUGUCAGAACAGUUUCUCAAGGUGGAAGAUUCCCAGAUGAAGAGACUGAAAAAAUUGAAGAGAUCCUUUUACUAGGUCUCAAGCUCGGAGUUGAAAUCUUGGAUCUUCAACUUACAUAUCCUCAAGAUAUAAUUGAUAAAAUCUUAGAUAAUAGGGGUUACACGAGCAUAAUUGGAUCUCAUCACGAUGUUACUGGAAACAUCAAGUGGACUGAUGCAGAGUGGAAUAGUAAAUAUGAAAAGGCAGUAUCGUUGGAAGUCGAUAUUGUAAAGCUAGUUGGUCUUGCGCUGGUAUUUCAAGAUAACUUGGACUUGGAAACAUUCAGAUCGGCUCACACUUCAAAACCACUUAUAGCCAUCAACAUGGGAGAAGUAGGGAAGUUAUCGAGAGCAUUGAACAAAGUGUUGACUCCAGUUACCCACGAUGCCUUACCUUUUAAAGCCGCAGCUGGUCAAUUGACACUUCCUCAGAUUGACGAAGUACUCUUUGAGGUAGGUGCGCUUUCUGAAAAGAAGUUUUGGGUAGUAGGAUCUCCAAUAGAGCACUCGCGAUCACCUCAAUUACAUAACGCAGGUUAUGCCAAAUUAAGAUUACCAUACACAUUUGACAGAUUUGAAUCUUCUGAUGCUAAAGAAGUCUAUGAAAAAUUGAUCAAACAUCCUAAAUUUGGUGGAUUAGCCGUCACAAUGCCUUUGAAAUUGGAUAUCAUGAAAUAUGUGGAUGUUCUCUCCGAUGCAGCUAAAUUGAUCGGUGCUGUUAACACAGUUCAUUUGAAAAAUGGAAAGAUAUAUGGCGAUAACACAGAUUGGGUUGGCAUUGCAAACUCCUUUUCUAGAUUCGGAGUCCCAACGGAGGAUCGUUCUAACGUUAAUGGGCUUAUAGUUGGUGCUGGUGGUACUUCGAGAGCAGCGGCGUAUGCACUCUACCGGAUGGGUUGCAAAAAAAUCUAUAUGAUCAACAGAACCUCAUCAAAGCUCCAGGAAGUCAAAGAUACCCUUCCUUCUGACUUCAAUAUCCAUAUCUUAGAAACAUUUGAGGAAGCCUCUAAUGCAGAACCUGUCUCCCUUGCGGUGUCUUGUAUCCCUGCUGCCAAACCUAUCGAUGAAGUCGUUUUGUCUAAAUUGCAGCCAUUGUUGCAGGGAGGUAGUGCGGCCCUUUUCACUCCUACUUUAUUGGAUGCCGCCUAUAAACCUAGAGUUACUCCCAUAAUGAAGUUAGCUCAUGAAAAAUACAAUUGGAAGGUUGUCCCUGGAAUAGAAAUGUUGGUGAAUCAAGGAGAGAAGCAAUUUCGCAUCCAUACAUCCUUCUUCCCUCCAUUCGAAGUAAUUCAUAGUGCUGUGGUAAAUGAAUAA
Messenger RNA from Priceomyces carsonii, 4662 nucleotides. RefSeq names its product Aro1p (gene ARO1). The record is from RefSeq and is a predicted model, not a curated record. The transcript has a single exon. The coding region runs from base 1 to 4662 and encodes 1553 amino acids. Lineage: Eukaryota; Fungi; Ascomycota; Pichiomycetes; Serinales; Debaryomycetaceae. Gene Ontology annotation, cellular component: cytoplasm. Gene Ontology annotation, biological process: chorismate biosynthetic process; aromatic amino acid biosynthetic process. Gene Ontology annotation, molecular function: shikimate kinase activity; 3-dehydroquinate dehydratase activity; 3-dehydroquinate synthase activity.